Nymphalis io (European peacock) is the source of this 8893-nucleotide messenger RNA. Its product is annotated as C2 domain-containing protein 5. Gene Ontology annotation, molecular function: calcium ion binding; calcium-dependent phospholipid binding. The transcript is spliced from 22 exons. Bases 416 to 5494 code for a protein of 1692 amino acids. Lineage: Eukaryota; Metazoa; Arthropoda; Insecta; Lepidoptera; Nymphalidae. Gene Ontology annotation, cellular component: plasma membrane. The record is from RefSeq and is a predicted model, not a curated record. Gene Ontology annotation, biological process: positive regulation of vesicle fusion; protein localization to plasma membrane; positive regulation of D-glucose transmembrane transport.
CGCCCGCGUUUUAGAAUUAUUUAUAAAAUCUUACAGUUCUAUAAAUAAACAUUGGUGAAAAUUAUAACAACACGCUUUCACUAUUGUGUAGAGGCGCUAAACGCGUUGUGUUUGUCAAAAAUUUAAUACGCAGCGUAAAUGCGUUGUAAAAUCGCAAUGUUUACACCAAUUAGAACGUUUAUUUAUGUAUUUGUGUCGUUAAAAAUAGUGACUUAGUUGAAAAAGAUAAUUUGGAUUUAGAAUACGUGCUUUAACGACUAGUUAUUUUAUAUUGCACAAAUAUCCGUGUUUAUAUAAUUGAUGGUUUAUUUUUCAAUUGAUUAAACAUUGCAGUGCUUAUUAUUUUAUGAUAGAUUGGAUUAUGAUACCCAAUUAAACCUAUUUCUUGUAUUAAAGAUCCUGUGAAAAAAUUAAAAUGCCUGGUAAAAUAAAGGUCAAAGUGCUAGCCGGUCGUAAUUUGCCGGUGAUGGACAGGGCGAGCGACACUACAGAUGCGUUUGUCGAGAUCAAAUUUGGCGGUGUUACACACAAGACUGAUGUGUGUCGGAAGUCAUUGAACCCUCAGUGGAAUAGCACUGAAUGGUACAGAUUUGAGGUUGAUGAAUCAGAACUCCAAGAUGAACCACUUCAACUUCGUCUCAUGGACCACGACACGUAUUCAGCUAAUGACGCGAUCGGUAAAGUUGUUAUUAGUCUCGCACCGCUACUGGCAAGGGAGGCAAAUAAUGCCAAUGGGACAACAGGACCACCAGGCGGCGCAGUCAUGUCCGGCUGGAUACCCGUGUUCGAUACAAUGCACGGUAUCCGCGGUGAGCUGAACGUUAUCGUGAAGGUGGAACUAUUCUCGGACUUUAAUAAGUACAAGACGUCUAGUUGUGGCGUGCAGUUCUUUCAUUGCCCAAUGAUUCCACCUGGAUACAGAGCGACUACAGUUCACGGCUUCGUCGAGGAGUUGAUAGUGAACGAUGACCCUGAAUAUCAAUGGAUCGACAAGAUCAGGACACCUCGAGCUUCUAAUGAAGCCAGGCAGGUCGCCUUCAUCAAACUUAGUAAUCAGGUACAACGGUUAGUUGGCCUAAAAGCCGCUGAGUUGGGAGCCAACGCCGUGGUUGGAUAUCAGCAGGACUUUGAUCUGGAAGGAGAGGCCGGUGUCGUCGCUCGAGCUAUCGGUACAGCUGUCAGUAUAAUGGCGCUACCGACACCGAGUUACCCAACAAACAUUCCCUGUACUCAACAACAAUUAAAAAAGUACUUGGACAUUUUGGCGACGGACGAAGAGAGCAUAACAGACUUAAAUCAAUACUAUCAAAAUCAUCAAGAGGAAUUGCAGCGUAUUGUGAGCAUUCUAAAUCCAAAUGCUACAGCGUUUCUAGACGAAGGAGAUACGUUCGACGAUGACGAUAAAAGUUUAGACCUCUCAGCGCAAAAACAGUCGACUCAAAAAACUUAUACCGGUGACCUUUCUAUUUAUCAAGACGACUAUGUUGCUCAGAAAAGCUUAAAACAUUUGUCCGAAGAUCAGAUCGAUCUAAAUAAACUUUUAAAUCGCGAAGAUCCUACCGAUUCCGCGGGACCUUUAAAAACUAUAAAAAAGAUAAAAGAUAAUUUAUUCUCGAAAAAGUUCAAUAGGCGUUUCCGGAAACCGGAAAUGCAAGAUGAUCAAGUCUCGCUUCAAUCGACGUCAUCGGAUACAUCUCGUAUAUCGCUGACGGAUAUUAAGAAUGAGAUAAAAAAAAUUAAGAAAUUGAAAGUGAAAAAACUACUUAAAGUUGAGAAUAAAGAGGAAGAAGGUUAUGCCAUGGCUUCGAUACUCGCUCGAUCAGUUAUGCAUGCUGAUAGAAGCUUGGCUCGCAUCUCUGAGCAUCAAGACUCUGAGAGUUCUCCUUGUUCAACUUUACGACGAACUACUAGUGAAUCGGAACCAGUUUUGAAUUUAUCCGAUGAAGACGGCACAGAUUAUGCAAAUAAAAACCGAGGAAAUGUAACUGGUAACAUACCAGAAAUACAUUGUAGCUCAUUAGAAAACAUAAAGAAUCCAGACGUAGAACGGGAAAGGAAGAUAUCAGGGUCGUGUCCUCCCACUCCUGUAGCAAUACGAAGCGAUAAUCUUCUAAAAUUACCCGGUGAGGUCGAUUAUUUCGGUUCGAUUUCAUCUGCGCUCUCAGCAGAUAGCUCGGAGAUAGACACGUCUUCAGACGAAGAUGAUGAAAGCUAUGGAAUGAAGAGUGACCUCGAACCAGCUUUGGAAACAACAAGUUCUGUAGUACAAUCAGUACUUAGUAAAGAUGUUGAUCCGAAUUUUAUUGCCCAAAUGGAAAAGAAACUAACUGUUCUUGAAUUAACAAAUAACGACACAGCUAAAAAAAUAAAAAACGUAGAUGAUAAUUUAAUAGAACCAGAUGAUAACAACGCAAACGUACAAAUGUCUGAUUCCGAAACAGUUUUCCAAAAAGAAAAUACUACCAAAACUGAAUCCGCCGUCGACCCCAAGCCUUCUCCAGCCAGGGACCACACGUGUGUAACUAAUUCAAAUUCACAUACUAUAAAAAUGCAUAAUCCUUUUACGCACCGAAAAGCUUCGAAGAGUAUUAGCGCACCUUCAUCCCCUAUAGAAAAGAAAGGCUUCAUGUAUCGCUCCUCAAAACGGAUUAAGCGACAAAUAUCAAAGAUUUCAAAAAGCAGCAUGAUCAAAAGCUUAUCACAUUACUCGUUGUUACCAAAGAAAAAGCACCUCGAUACUAAAACCGCAAUGAGUCAACCUGGAUCCGCUUCUGAUGUUACCUCUAAAGCCCCUAGUGAAACCGUAUUAGGGUCUCCCUUUCUGUCUUAUACAGAUCUGUUGAGCUUAGAUAAGGAAGGAUAUAGUUCUUUCAAUCGUCUUCACAAAAGUGAUGAAAUUAUAACAUCUAAAGUAUCGAUGUAUAUAGGAUCUGAACCAGUUUCACGGGCUUCUUUGAGUGGUCCAUCGAGUAUAAAAGACGAACAUCAUUUUUACGAACAAAAACCAUUGAAAAAAGACAAAUUCAAGAUUAAACCAACGGGCUUAAUUCAAACGGCAAUGGAAACAAUUUUAAUAGAUAAAGUAGAAUCCUUAUUGUUACCAACAAGUCCCGAUCCGAUCAGAACUGAGGACCAAAAAUUUUUUGCCGAUGUCAAUGAAAAAUUAGAAAAGGUCGAAGAGGCACAGACGAAAGAACGUAUUAAUAAUAAUGACGUAAAAGAAAAUGAAAAGAACCAACGAAAGUUAGUUAGACAGGAUAGCAUUCGUUCAGCCGGUGAUACGGUGUCGUCUAAAAUGUCCAAGGUCGUAGAACCUAACGUCAUUCCAUGCAAAUUAACUCACACGCCAGUUCUUCAACAUUUCCAUCCCAUACUUAGUGGCGCACCCUUAGAGACCAUACCCUCUCUGCCGGAGGGCAGUGUAGAUAGAACCGAAAGUCUAGACGUAGAGGGCGUUGAACCUACUAACAGUGUUAGCGUGUGUUGUAACUCGCAUGCAGCGUGCGGUGUUGACAGGAGCGAGCGAGAACGAGAUAAGUACGAUAAAGACAAGAACGACAAGGAAAAGGGAUCGCCCAGACAUGCGAGGCACGAAUCGUACGGUGGUCGGGAACCGCCUGCAACUGCCCCCGUGCAGAGUUCGUCGUUACAUUCUUCGUCCACUCCGAUGGGUAUACACAGACGAUCGUCCGAUUCCGAUCUAAGCGUAACGCCAAAAGGUAACUCCUUAAACGCGUCCGGCAACACCGGAAGCGGCGGGGGUGCCAUUCUACGGCCAUCGAUGAACAGCAACAACAUAGAUAUGUUGGAGUACCCCUUUCUCACCAUGACCGAGUAUCCCCCAGGUUUCAUCGUUCACAUCGGCGGCACGGUGUGCGCGCGCUCCGUGAAGCUGGUGGACGGCGGCGGCGAGAGCGCGGCGCGCGCGGCGUGGUGGGCCGAGCUGCGCACCGAGCUGCGCGCGCACGCGCGGGCGCUGCGCUGCACCGCCGUGCUCGCCUACACCGAGCGCGCCGCCGUGCGCGAGGAUGUUUGCGUGCUGUCCGCUUCCGGCACUGCCGCAGUCAUUAACCUCGACUGCGAUUUCACGAUCGACGAAUCCACAGUGUUGAACACUGGUUCCAAAAACCCUCUAGAAGAGUCGGAAAUCGAGCCGUGCUCCGUAGCGCACGUGCCUUACUCUCCAGGGGCCGGGCCUUACCGCGCUGAGCUGGCUACGUGUGGAGGGUGCAGGAGAGCACGCGUGCCGUCGGUUCUUCUAGCUACGUGCGCGAAACCAAACAGGCUGGCCUCAUAUCCCAAAGCCAUAACGCUUACAGCUGUUGCGGCAAGAGGUCGUCGUGCCGUUGGCGCGGAAGCCGGAGCAAGGGAUCUCUCCGACCAGCUUCCCUUCCUCGAGUACGAACUGCAUAAACUGUUGCUCGCCAAGUUGAGAAUGCAGGGCGCGAACGCGAUCUUCUCGCUGCAGACGCAGAUCGCGAUCGGCGAGCGCAGCGUGCUGGCGCUGGCCAGCGGCACGGCGCUGCGCCUCGCCGCGCUGCCCGCGCCCGCGCCGCCCACGCUCAAGGUGUCAGAAAAUGACAAAAAUGCUAUUGAAAUUCAAAAAGCAUUGUGGGACACGUUCGUGGCGAACAAAGCGGCAAAUGGCUACGAUAUUGGCGUGCCGGAGCUGAGCAGCGCGGGCUGCGUGGAUUCGGAGGGCGACGACGCGCCGGCGCUGGACCUGUGCGCCGACAAGGACGCCUGCGUGCUGGAGCUGGACGAGGCCGAGGACGUGGAGACGGCUCGUGCGCUGUGCGUCCGUCGCGCGCACAUGUGCGUGCUGACCACUGCUCAACGCGCCGCAAACGCGCCGCCGCACGCCUUCACGCAGGUGUGGCGCGCGCGGCUGGGCUCGGGCGGCGCCAGCGCCGAGCGGCUCGUGGCGUGCGCGCUGGGCGGCGCCGCCUACAAGCUGCGGCGCCUGCAGCCCGCCGCGCUCGCCGCCACCUGCUUCCAGCUGGACGCGCCCGAGGACGAAAUUCAACUAGUAGUAUCAGGAACGGCUAUACCCCUCCUGGAUCCGUCUAAAGUCGAACACAGCAACGGAACAGAUAGACCGACAGAGGGAGACGACGAUAUAUUCGCGCUCGACGAGGAGCAACUGGUGAAAACGCAACCCGAAGUUGAGGAUAAGAGUAACGCACCGUGCGGCGUGUCGCUGUCGACGCUGGGCGGCGCGGUGCGCGCGCGUGCGAGCCGGCGCGUGUGCGCGCUGCGGCUGCUGUUCGUGCGCGAGACCACCGCCGUGCGCGAGCUGGGCGGCCUCAGCGGGUUCCUGCACACCUUCACCUGCGAGGUGCUGGCCAUCGCGCGCGCGUACGCGGCGGCGCUGGGCGGCAACGCGCUCACGUCGCUGUACCUCGCGCACCUGCUGCUGCACCACAACGCGCACAAGAACCAGGGUCAAUGUCUUCUAUCAGUGGGCGGUGACGUUGUUCAUGUUACCUAUUAAAUAUAUACAUUACCGACUUAAUAAACUUAGCUGUUGAGUUUACACAACAAAUAUUCAUAUAUGCGUCUCUUUCUGUCAUCAUUAACUUGACUUUCGAAAGAAAGAGACAAAGCAUUAUGUAACUAUACAACCAAUAUAUACAAGUCUAUUAGUAGAGAGAUUAAAAUAAUCAACACUAUUUUUUUCUUAAUAUAGCAAUAAGAUAUAAACUAAAAACGUAAUACUUUACUGCCUUACUUAUAAAUGUUACUUAGCGGGUAAAACAAUGCUGUCUCCUUCUUUCGAAUGUCAAAUCAGUAAUGAAAGAAAGAGCAAAAUCAGUGUUUAACUAAACAGCUGCUCAGCAACGUUUAUAAGUAAGUCUGUUAUUGAUUGGAAUUGUACACUUUAAAUUAUUUUGAAUGUAAUCGCUUAUAUAUACUGCCUGUUAUUAGAUAAGUUAUAUAACUUAAAAAUAAUAGUUUUUGGUAGAAAUAGUAUGGUCCAAAAAUGUUUUAAAUACAUAUAUACGUCAAUAAGUGUAUCAAACUAAAACUAUAAACUAAAUUGUAACUAAUUAAAAACUAACGGCUUUACCUAUGAUCGUUACGAUUAGUUAAACAAUGUGUCUUCUUCUUUCAAAUGUUUAAUCAAUGAUGACAAAAUGAGAAAUCAGUGGUAAACUACACAAAUAAAUAUCAACUACAAACUAUUAUUAAGCUACUUCCAGUUUUUAUUUUGUCCAAUGUUUAAUAAAAUCCGUUUGGAAUAUAAAUUAUAACAUUUACUAAUUACCACUUUCGACUUCGCACGCAAUAACUAAUAUAUAUAUACCAAUAGCUCUAUUUGUUUACGCGGCGCACGUUAGUAAAGAUUCCAGUAACAUGGUUUUUCCGACAUUUACAAUAAUCAUCGUAAUAUUUCAGCAAUUUUAUAUAAAACUUUAAUAAAUUAUAAACAUAAACCAUCCUCAUGACUCACUCCGUCCAUUGGUGAAAACCGCAUGAAAAUCUGUUUGUUAGUUUUUGAGUUUAUCGCGGUCAUACAGACAAACGUGACGUGAGGACUUUGUUUUGUAACACGUAGUGAUUGUAAGUUGAAAUUAUUGAAUAAAGAUAAUAUUUUUAGCGUAAAUUCGUUGCCAUUUCAAAGUUACAUCGUCAAUUCGAUCACUUUACCGUCAGAAACAAAUAUUCUUUUCGGCCGGACUGCUGAAUGUCUUAUUACUGGUAUAUUUAUAUAAAAAUGUAUAUUUGUUUGUGUGUUAUAUGAUACAACAUCCAAAACCACGGAACGAAUAUGAUUUCUGUACAGCCAAUCGAAUUUUGUCUAUGGUGGAGUUCUUAGUUUAUAGUUCACUAAAAUGAGCCUUAUGACAGUAUAAGUUAGCUUCAAAUAUCGUUUUAUAAUUUUAUUAUUUUAAUGUUCAUUUUACAUUUAACAUAAUUUAAUUAGUAGUUAGUCAUAUUUGAAAGAUUUGCAAGUACCCGAAAAGUCAUAUAUUUAUUGAGUAAUAUAUUUGAUGACUGUUAAAGAAGUUCUCAUUUGGUGGUCAUUAUUAACAAAUUACUAUAUUUUUUCCUAUAUAUAAUAUCCUCUCUAAUAGGUAUAGAUGAUAUAAUCGACAGCACCGUGAGCCAUUUUCAGUUAACCGGUUCGGUGGCUUAAAAUUCAGUUGCGAAAUUGAACCAACACUUCGAACAGUUGAAGUUAUAUAAUACCUUGUAAACGAUAAUAACAAAUGCAUGAUAUUAUUAAGUAUAUAUUUAUUAAUCAACUUUUAAAACGUUAUAAAAGGUUUUUUUUUUUUAUAGUAAUACAUUAAAAUCAAUUUUAAUCUGUGGUCAAUAUAAAUCCAAGAUGAUAUUACAUUGCUAAAUAGAAACGUCUAGUCGAGUCAUACAGAAGAAGCGGUAAAUACACAACUUCGACCUGUCAACUUUAAUUGUCAUCUGACGUCAUCUUUGGUCGAGAUCAAAAAUUUCCAUGGUAUCCAAUAUAUAUUAUGUAAUAGACAUUUUGAAAGUAAUUUCCAUAUUUAAAUAUAAAAUAUGCAACAUUUAAUUCGCUAAAAGAUUUUAAACAGACGAAAUCGAUUCUAUUAUUUAUAACCGAUUUUAUAUGUUUAAAAUUUUGUAUUAGCAACUGAUGUACUAUUUUUAUUUCUUGCCAAUUUUAGUUUUUAGUUAAAUAAAGUUCCUUUAAACACACUUAAAUAGAAACAGUUAUUUUAGUCCUGUGUAGUAAUGUGAGUUCGAAAUGUGUGGACUUGGAAUGGUGCUACAAACAUAGGAAUUUAAUAAAAUCGAUAUUUUUCUUAAAAGCAAUGUAAUCUUUGGAUGCUUUUUUCAUGUUUUUUUUUUCAUUUUGCUUUUUAAUUUUGCGUACUAUUUUAGCAACUCGACUGUAAUGUAGUUUUUAAUCGAAUUAUAUAUCAUUUUUGUACGAAAAUAUAUAGUAUGUAGAUUUUUGGCAAAGAAAUUUUUCGUAAUAUUUAUAUACGUACUUGUAUUUGUGUUCAUUUUAAAUAUCACUUAAUUAGUUAAUUGUGGUAAUUAAUUUGUAACUUUUAAUAUGUAGCGAUAGGGACGAUCGUCCAACAACCGAAAUCCGAACCAAAGCGAUCUUUACCGAUGUUUCGUUUAUCCGGAAGGAAACUCCGAAUUUCUCCAGACGCAUUAGUAUUAUUUUUUUAUAAUAUUGGUUGGUAGACGGGCAGCUGGGCCGCCUGAUGCUUAGCGGUCACUAACGCUUAUUAACAUUGGCGCCGUAAGAAAUAUUACCCAUUCCUUACAUCACCAAUGCGCCUUAACAUUGCGAACUAUGAUUGUGCCUAUAGUUACACUGGCUCACUCACCUUUCCAUCACAACAAUACUACGUGUUGCUGUUUGGCAGUAGAAUAUUUUAUGAGUACACACUCAUACCAGAGGGCUACCGUUAGGGUACCAGAGGGGCCAGCAAAACCCUACCACCAAUUAGUGUUCACCUACAGCCGCAACUGAAACUUGACAGCCGCGCGCUCACUACAGACGUCGACAGAUGCAUUCGAUUCGAUUCGAGUCGAAGCAAUGUCUAUCGUCUUCCCUUCGUAAAUAUUUAAUCGUACUUAUUUAUUAAAUUAUGUACAAACAAACAAAUUCCUCAAUCUAAAUAUCAAUUGUCUAGGGCACCAGAUGCGCGAUCGCUUUAAACGUCUGCACUCGAACUAACUAUUUGGUCCAACCUAUUAUAUUUGGUCCAUAUUGGAUGGUUGGUCGAUCAGUUUGGAUGUUGGACCAUCGUGUCCUAUAAUAAAGGUUUUGUGAUAGUUUUAUAUUAAAUUAACUGAAAACAAUGUUAUUGUGUGGAAUGGAUUUGCUAAUUAUUUGAUGCUGUACUUUUUUUUAAUGCGAAUGUGUUAAAUAAAGAUAUUUUAUGUG